This is a messenger RNA of Cryphonectria parasitica EP155, 2093 nucleotides long. Its product is annotated as family 31 glycosyltransferase. Gene Ontology annotation, molecular function: glycosyltransferase activity. The record is from RefSeq and is a predicted model, not a curated record. Gene Ontology annotation, cellular component: membrane. The coding region runs from base 162 to 1763 and encodes 533 amino acids. The transcript has 2 exons. Lineage: Eukaryota; Fungi; Ascomycota; Sordariomycetes; Diaporthales; Cryphonectriaceae.
GCCUCGUUCUCAUGCCUUUUUGUUUCCUUCCUGUCAUUUCAAUCAAGGAGGAAAUGUAAAUCCGACCUAUCCUUCGGAACCAACCCUCAACCUCGACCAGUUGGUCGGUUCCGCUCACUUGCCUUCCUCUCUCACAUUUUCUCUCAAUCGUUGCUGUCAGGAUGACAUCGCACAGGUCCUUUACGAUCGUACUCUUCGCCUUCAUAUCAGCUGUCGUCCUACUAAUAACGGCGAAGCGCUUGGAUCGAGCUACUUGGGAUGCCGAAAAUUUCAAUACAGACCACCUCAACGAAUUCAUCCGGCCUGCUACAGAUGGAACGUCGGACACUGGAAAUGCCUUCAACGCAAGCGCAACGCCAGUUUUCACCACCACUGCCACGGUGACCGUGACGGCGCUGGACACCGAAAAGUCUACUGGCAACGCCAUUCCAGGCAACAAGAACAAAGAUGGCUCCAAAUCAUCACUGUCUCCGGCUCGUGACCCGGCCUGUGAUGGCUUCCCAGACACCUCGGGCAUCCUGCUCGUUAUGAAGACGGGCGCCACAGAGUCGUAUGACAAGCUGCCCGUGCAGAUCAUGACGGCUCUGAAGUGCCUGCCCGACUUCCUGCUAUUCUCGGACCUGGACCAGCGCAUAGGCGGGCAUCACGUCCGUGACAGCCUCGACAGCGUCUUGAGCGAGGCCAAGGAAGACAACGACGACUUUGACCUGUACCGCUUGCAGCAAGAGUGUGCCGUCGACCAGGACAACUGUGUCAAGGUCCUGGAGGCAGCCGACUCGGCCGGGUGGAAUCUCGACAAGUACAAGAACAUCCACAUGGCAGAGAAGAGCUACAGGCUCCGGCCCGACUACGACUGGUACGUGUUCGUCGAUGCGGACACAUAUGUCUCGUGGCCCAACAUGGUGUAUGCCCUCAGGAGGUUGGACCCGGCCAAGGAGCGGUACUUUGGCGUCCCUACCGUGAUUGGUGACAAGCUCUUUGCACAUGGUGGCAGCGGCUAUGUCGUGUCGAGGGGCGCCAUGAGGGAGUUUGCGGGCAAGAAUCCGGGCAUCGCCAACAAGUACGAUGUGGAAAUUAAAGAUAACUGUUGCGGAGACUUCAUGUUUGCCCAGGCGCUGAAUGCGACCAUUGGGAUUUUAGUGGAGGGCUUUUGGCCACUUUCCAACGGCGAGAAACCCUUCACUACACCAUUCGGGCACAACACCUGGUGCCAUGCCGUCGGCAUGAUGCACCACAUGAACAGCGAAGAGAUUUCUUCCUUUUGGGACUUUGAGCGCAAGCGAUACCGCACGAACCACAAACCCCUCGUCUUCAGCGAAGUGUACGACGAGUUCAUCUCGUCCAAGCUCCGGGACGUCCGCGAGGACUGGGACAACGCCUCGGACGGAUGGUUCUACAUCGACACCGAAUCCAAAGACCACGCCUGGGAGGACUGGCGGAUCAGGAAGGCCAAGAAGGAGGACGAGAAGACUGAAUUGGGGAAGGCAGCGCAUGCCAGCUGGGAGGGCUGCAGGGCAGCGUGUCUGGAGCACGACGACUGCUUUCAGUUCAUGUGGCAUAACGAGUGCUGCGCCAUGCACGCCGACUUCAAGCUGGGCAAGCCCGUGAAGAAGGAGGAUAAGGAGAAGCAACGCUACAUAAGCGGCUGGGACGUGGACAAGGUGAAGAGCUGGAUCGCAGAAAAGGGUGACUGCGGGGACAGGGUCGAAUGGCCAGACGUGGUGAAGCCAUUUCUAGAACCGUCGGAAGGGUCAUCAUCAUGAUCAUUGUGAUCUUCGAUUUAUUGGCACUUUGGAGGUGGUCCACUGCACAAUGAAUUCUUGGACGGGGAUGAGGCUCUAUUUGGAUCUUGUUUUUCUUUGGCCGAACUUGUCCAGGGAUGCAGGCCUGGAUAAUGAUUUUUGAGCGUAGUGACUUUGGUACGGCGUUUUUAAGGGCAUAAAAAGGUCACACAGACGGCAUAGGAAACACCCUGGGAGAAUGCCUGGACUGGCCUAUUUCUGUCUUGAUCAUAUAUAUCACUAGCAUGCUUCGACAGAUUAUCGUAUUUAAUGCGACCCUCCUUUAGACACAAAACGAAUGGUUAAGGCUCU